Lampris incognitus (smalleye Pacific opah) is the source of this 843-nucleotide messenger RNA. Its product is annotated as H-2 class II histocompatibility antigen, E-S beta chain-like. The transcript is spliced from 7 exons. Gene Ontology annotation, cellular component: membrane; MHC class II protein complex. Bases 1 to 843 code for a protein of 280 amino acids. Lineage: Eukaryota; Metazoa; Chordata; Actinopteri; Lampriformes; Lampridae. Gene Ontology annotation, molecular function: MHC class II protein complex binding. The record is from RefSeq and is a predicted model, not a curated record. Gene Ontology annotation, biological process: peptide antigen assembly with MHC class II protein complex; immunoglobulin production involved in immunoglobulin-mediated immune response; antigen processing and presentation of exogenous peptide antigen via MHC class II.
AUGACAACUGUCUUCAAGUUGGCAGAUAAAGUAGCUGCAUUUAAAGCCCAGCUGGAUCUGUGGGGACGGCGCGUGAACAGAGAGUUUGAGCGCUACUUCCCAACCACAAAAGACCCACGAACUGCCAAGGACUGGAUCCGCCACCCAUUUGUCAACGAACCAGAUGGCACCGUCUCCGAGCAGAGAAACCAGCUCAGGGCUCCCACUGAUUCAGAGUUACGUUCUCUUUCUCUUCCAGAUGCGUUUUUGUGGUAUUACACGUCCACAUGUGUGUUCACCUCCUCUGAGCUUCCUGACAUAGAGUUCAUACGCUCUUAUUAUUUCAAUAAGAUAGAAUUUAUGAGGUUUAACAGCACUGUGGGGAAGCAUGUUGGAUAUGAUGAGUUUGGUAUCCGUAACGCAGAGCGCGCGAACAACGAUCCUGCAUUUCUGGCAGAAGGGAGAGCUCAGAAAGAGAGAUACUGCAAACCUGGUAUAGAGAUAGAUUACCAAGCUGCACUGGAUAAGACAGCUGAGCCCAGUGUGAGACUGACUUCAGUGACGCCCCCUAGUGGCCGACAUCCGGCCAUGCUGAUGUGCAGUGUCUACAACUUCUUCCCCAAAUACAUCAGUGUCACCUGGCUGAGAGACGGACAGCCGGUGACCUCUGACGUCACUUCCACCGAUGAGCUGGCAAAUGGUGAUUGGUACUACCAGAUCCACUCCCACCUGGAGUACACGCCCAGGUCUGGAGAGAAGAUCACCUGCAUGGUGGAACACGCCAGUUUCCCCUCUCCUAAGAAAGUGGACGGAGCUGCUGCCAUGACCGGACUGGUGGCUGUCUGGUGUAACUACUCGGAUUAA